CCGAGCUCUACGGACGUCUAUUUCUAAAGCUCUAAAUCUUCGAGUCGUGAAUCGGAGUGAAUUCGAGUGUCGACCGGGAAAUUCUUUCGGCCAAGAAAGGUCUUUAAAAACUAAGAUCUCAAGCGAUUGUGUUUUUGUGUAAUUGACGUUCUCUGUUGAUGUCUCUGAACGCCGAGCGAUCGUACAAAAUGAAACUGCGCGAUGUGGAAAAUGCCUUCAAAUACCGGCGCAUACCGUAUCCCAAGCGUUCCGUGGAGCUGAUCGCCCUGCUGGCUAUUUCGUGCACCUUCUUCCUGUUCAUGCACACCAACAAACUGAACAGUCGCCUCAAGGAGAUGGAGGUGAAGCUGCAGCCAUCCGAGUUUUCGGCCCUGGGUCUAACGGGCAACCACAUCAGCGGACACGAUGCGGGCAAGCACGAUGACAUCAACACCCUGCACGGCACCUUCGAAUAUCUGAAGAGCACUGGCCAGCUAAAACACCUGACCACCGCCCAGCUGAACAACACCCCUCGCGCCCAAGUAGACACGCUGUUCUUCAAUCGGGUCACAAAGUCUGGCAGCGAAAAGAUGAUGGAGUUGCUUAAGAUCCUGGGCAAGCGGCUUAAUUUCGAGGCGCGUCGCGAUGUCGAGGGAUUCUACGAAGUGGUCAUUAUGCACGACUCCUACGCCAAAAACUUUGUCCGCACCGAAGUGUUCAACAGCUCCAAAGCCAGUAGCUACACGAAGCACGUGGCCUUCCUGGACUUCGACCAACUGGACGAACCCUGGCCCAUAUACAUCAAUUUGGUUCGAGAUCCCGUCGAGCGUCUGGUCAGCUGGUUCUACUAUGUCCGCGCACCCUUUCAUCUCGCCGAGAGAAAGGAAAUGUUCGGGGAUGCCAUCGUUCUGCCCAGCAUAGACUGGCUCAAGAAGGACUUUAACCGCUGCAUCGAGGAACGCGAUCCCGAGUGUGUGUACGAGCAAAUGGAAUUGGGCAAUCUGGGCGAUCAUAGGCGACAGUCACUGUAUCUCUGUGGUCAGAACAUGGCGGUGUGCAUGCCCUUCAACUCCCACGAGGCCAUGCAGCGGGCCAAGAAGAAUGUGGAGGAGCACUACGCAGUGGUGGGAACCUGGGAGGAUACGAACACCACGCUGUCGGUACUAGAGGGUUACAUCCCACGAUUCUUCACUGGGGCCAAGGACGAAUACUACGCUUUAAAGAAAAGUUUGGGGAACGUAAACAGGAACACCUACAGGCCCCGUAUCAGUGAUAAGGCGAGGGCCGUACUCAGCCAAAACCUCACCCGGGAAAUCGAGUUGUAUCAGUUUAUCAGGCACCGACUGUACAAGCAGUAUAUAGCCCUACAGCUGGAAAAAGAUCCCAAGCUGCGGGACUUGUAGGCAUUUAGUCACUAAGGGUUGUUGAAGAGUAAUAAAACUAUGCUAACUUUCGAUCUGCUUCGAUCUUUUCGAUCUUUCCGGUAUAAUUCUAACCCUUGGUGAACUUUCGAUUGGGCUAGCUUCGGUAGAUUUCGCACA
Messenger RNA from Drosophila santomea, 1520 nucleotides. Its product is annotated as heparan sulfate 2-O-sulfotransferase pipe. Gene Ontology annotation, molecular function: sulfotransferase activity. Gene Ontology annotation, cellular component: membrane. The transcript has 5 exons. The record is from RefSeq and is a predicted model, not a curated record. NCBI's taxonomy places the organism in Eukaryota, Metazoa, Arthropoda, Insecta, Diptera, Drosophilidae. Bases 159 to 1382 code for a protein of 407 amino acids.